AUGAGCACACAGAGAUACACUAAAGUGGGCCGUCGGAAGUCUACAAGCAACAUUCCUCCUUCUCCUCUGGCUUGCAACUCCUCGUCUUCCACGCAGCCGUUGUCCCCACAGCGUUCGCCGUCUCCGUUGCCCGGCUUUGCCAAAUCUUUCCACGCCUACCACGAGGCAGCUCUCAUUUUUGAGUCGGGUCUGGGAUACUUUGGCACAAAAGAGGAUUUCAAAGCCAUGGCUCAAGUUGGCAAGUUCAACCAGGUGCUGAAGGGGGUCAAACUGCUCCGUGUUUUCCGCAUCCUGAAGCUGGCUCGGCACUCCACGGGAAUGAGAGCGUUUGGGUUCACGCUGAAGCAAUGCUCAGAGGAAGUGUGCUGCAUUUUCUUGUUCAUCGGACUUGGCAUUUUCACGUUCUCCGCCCUCCUGCACUCGGUCGAGAGGGAGACUGAGGACUCUCCCAUCACCAGCAUCCCCUACGCUUGGUGGUGGGCUGCUACCUUUGGAGGACCAGAGUGGACCCAAGUGUUCCCUGGUAAAAAGAGGUCAGCUACCAGCUGUCUAAACCUGUGCCAGGUCCAACAGGUUUAUGUUCUGGACUGA
Molecule: messenger RNA, 591 nt
Organism: Knipowitschia caucasica
Lineage: Eukaryota; Metazoa; Chordata; Actinopteri; Gobiiformes; Gobiidae
Source: the annotation of a GenBank genome assembly